Messenger RNA from Drosophila takahashii, 2171 nucleotides. It is a transcript of the gene Snx17, whose product is annotated as sorting nexin 17. The record is from RefSeq and is a predicted model, not a curated record. Gene Ontology annotation, molecular function: phosphatidylinositol binding. Gene Ontology annotation, cellular component: early endosome. NCBI's taxonomy places the organism in Eukaryota, Metazoa, Arthropoda, Insecta, Diptera, Drosophilidae. Gene Ontology annotation, biological process: endocytic recycling; intracellular protein transport.
UACGGUCACACUCGGUGCUGGCCAAAAAAAGAAAAGAAGUGAACAAUUGAAGCUGAAUUAAUUGAAUUGAGAGCAAUUGCUGCGCUUGGCAGAGGAGCAGCUGAGCAAUGCAGGUGUGAUCCGCUGGCCGGGCGCCGAGGCACAACAGAAGGAUGCACUUUUCCAUACCGGACACCCAGGAGCUGGGCUCCUCGCCCACCUACACGGCAUACAACAUACACAUCAACGGCAGCCGCCACUGCGUCCUGCGCUACAAACAGCUGCACUCCCUGAACGAAUCACUGCGCAGGCACUGUGUGGGCGUUCCCCUGCCGCCCUUCCCCCCGAAGCGCCUCCUGCCGCUCACCAGCGGCCAACUGGAGGCGCGUCGCAGCUCCCUGGAGCAGUACCUGCAGGCGGUGGGUCAGGACAACCGCCUGGCCAGAUCCGCCCAUCUGCAGCACUUUCUGCAGCGGGCCCAACUGGAUACGGCGCUGGCCGAGGGUCAGGUAACCAGCGAUUGCGAGGAGCAGCCGCUGGAGGUGCAGGUCUACACGAAUCCCGCCAGCGAACGCAUCCUGGUCAGCUGCUCGGUGCAGCAGAACGCCAGUGCCCUGCUGAAAAGCGUCUGCCGGGAUCUCCAGCUGCCCGAGGAGCUGGUGCGCUUCUUCUGCCUGUUCCUAGUGCGGCGCCCGCGGAAAUCCGAUGAACUGCAUCUGGUGCGUCGCCUCAUGGACUUCGAAUCGCCGUACAUAACGCGUCUGCGCGUCCAGCCCUGCGAUCUGCUGCUUCGUACCUGCUACUGGGACUCGAGUAGAGAUGCCAAGCUCACCGGGAACAAGGUGGCCCUGAAUCUGCUGUAUAGCCAAACCGUGGCGGAUGUUCACCGCGAGUGGGUGGUCAUCUGUUCGCCCGGCGAGGGUCGCCAACUGAGCAGCCUGCAGAUGCAGGGAAGAGCGCGAGAGUACAUGGAGCUGGUGCGUCAGCUGCCCUCCUACAACUGCCUGCAGUUCGACGAGGCACAGGUGGACUAUCCGGAGGCGAAUACCCUGGCGCUAAUCAGCAUUGGCAACAAGGAGUUGGCCCUGCGCACGGCGCGUGGCGCCAAGAUCUACGAGACCAAGUUCCGGGUGACCAGGAUGCGGUCCUGGCGCGUCAGCGUCACUCACAAUACAUUGGAGUCGCGUCUGCAGCCCUCGCACCUUCAGCUGGCCUUCGAGUAUCUCAUUGGCAAGCAGACGCUGCGCUGGAUAACCAUCAACAGCGAGCAGGCCAUGCUGAUGUCCGUGUGCCUGCAGGCAAUGGUCGACGAGCUGUUACAGAGAGGAGGUGAGAAGGCGCAUCCCGGCAGUGACGACGAGCAGACGGCAGUGACCUCCGCCUCAUCGACGCCCAGCUCAACGUGCUCCACGUCAACGUGGGCAUCUUCCUCGUGCUCCACGUCCACGGCGCCCACAACGCCGCCAGUUAGGUUUCUGUCCGAGAACUCGGCUCCUAAAUCCAAGCCCAGGUUGACCACCUCUCGUACGUUUGGAGCCGUUUUCUUCCGCAACGACGUAGUGGACAAUGGAGCAAGGGUGGCCAACGAGGCGUUCGAAGGCAUCGGGGAUGAUGAUCUAUGAAUGUGCUAAUGCGCAGUGCUUGCCGUGAGUUGCCAAAACGAGUGCUCUUUUGCAAGGAAAGAGCCGCCAAACUAGUUUAAAUCCCACACAGGCAGCUCAACUCUUUUGACUAAGGUUGACAAUUUUAUAUGUGUGUAAUACAAAGACUUUAUUCUCUCUGCUACUUGCAAAUGUUACGAAGUCUAAAUUAAGGUUUAAGGCGUAUUAUCUGUUUAUUGGAUGAAAGCGCUGAAUUGUGGUGUAAAGAAAUGAAUGCUCAAGAUGAAUGGCCCGUUUUACCUUCAUUACUUAUAUCUACAUGUUGAAUUAUUGUAAAUGAUCUGUAAAUUAAUAUUCGACGACGCAUUUUAUCUCUUUUUCUUAUCAUUUCCUGUAUUGUAAUAUAUGUACGUGAAACUUUCUUUAUUUUAGAGAUAGAUGAGAAGAGAAUAUGUUAUGCAUUUUAUAAAAAUAAAUGUACUGAUAACUAUGACGAAUGAAAUGGAUCCAACUGGAUUUUACGGAAAAAAAUAUGUAUGUACAUUCCCUAAUCUGUUGAAUCACUUCCAAAUAAAUGACGACAGCGUUUGA